Molecule: messenger RNA, 219 nt
Organism: Aspergillus calidoustus
Lineage: Eukaryota; Fungi; Ascomycota; Eurotiomycetes; Eurotiales; Aspergillaceae
Source: the annotation of a GenBank genome assembly
AUGGAGAGUCCACAUGAGCACCAACAAGCCUUGCUGCUGUCUCGCAUCAUCAACAAUGUCGAGAAACUGAACGAGGCGAUUAUGGUCAUGAACAAGAGUCUGCAGGAGGUGAACAUCCAGAACAUGAAUGUCGAGCUUGUGGCACAAAUGUUCAAGAAUUACCAGUCAAACGUCCUUUUCCACUUGGAAGCUACGGAAAAUUUGAAGGAGCCGUCGUGA